This is a messenger RNA of Cynoglossus semilaevis (tongue sole), 876 nucleotides long. RefSeq names its product transmembrane protein 17 (gene tmem17). The transcript is spliced from 5 exons. NCBI's taxonomy places the organism in Eukaryota, Metazoa, Chordata, Actinopteri, Pleuronectiformes, Cynoglossidae. Gene Ontology annotation, biological process: non-motile cilium assembly. The coding region runs from base 141 to 695 and encodes 184 amino acids. The record is from RefSeq and is a predicted model, not a curated record. Gene Ontology annotation, cellular component: ciliary transition zone.
UGUUCAUUCAGAGGGGGCAGUUUUACGCAUGAUUUAACUGGAACCUGCGAUUUCUUUGGUAACCAAGGAGACGACGACGGCGUUGUGGUAUAAGAGAAAGGGAGAGAGGGGCGUUGUGUGCAACCAUAGCAUAUCAGAGAAUGGAGCUUCCAGAGACAAUACGAAAGCGUUUGGAGGGCUUUUCUCGAAAUGUCUUAUUUGAUCAGACUCGUAUGUGGGGUUUCUCGAAGGAAAACGAUGCGGUUCUGUCGCACGACAAGCGGGUUUUAUCUAGCCUCCCUCUACAGAUGUCUCUGUACUUCAACAUGUGGUUCUUCCCCCUGUGGUGGAUCAGUGAAACUGUCAUGUUGCACUUUAAGUAUCCUUUCUUGUCAGACUACUAUAAGUUCAUCCUUGUCACUGUCCUCCUCUUGAUGACUCUGUUUGAGGGCAUUAGACUUUAUCUUGGUUAUAUGGGGAACUUGCAAGAAAAGGUCCCCGAGUUGGCUGGAUUUUGGUUGCUCAGCAUCUUGCUGCAGUUUCCACUUAUUCUCUUUCAGCUUUUCAAUGAAGCCAUUCUCAUACAGCCUCUGGAGAGAGGUGUCCAUAUAGUUCUGGCUAUUUUCAUUCUCACACAGGCUGUUGCUGGGUUUUUGGCACUGCGAGACAUGGUCAGCCACACAGCAAGCCAGUUUCAUCUGAGACAGUUUGACUGAAGUCGACUUUGGGACAGAUCUUGGCUUGACAUCAUUCACACAUUUGUCUGCAGGAUUAUGUAUUUACAGGGACACUUGCUGGGCACAAGUGAUUAAGUAGAAAAAAGUUUUUAUAUUUAUAUAUAUUUUUCAUAUAUUUGUAAGUGUUUUUUUACAUUUGAAAAAAAAAGCCUUAUUUACA